AUUAACUUGUGUAAGUUGGUUGAAACUCGUUACCGGCUAAACAGUUAAUUUGUAUAUUUCAACGUUGAACAAAAACUUAAUUGAAAAUGGGCAAACUUGUUUUGUACGGUAUAGAUCCCAGCCCACCAGUGCGCAGCGUACUAUUGACAUUGAAUGCGUUGGAUUUACCAUACGAAUAUAAAGUUGUCGAUUUAUUUGCCAAAGGUAAUAGAUCGGAUGAAUAUCUGAAAAUUAAUCCAGCCGGUACGGUGCCAGCAUUAGUGGAUGACGGUCAUGCCAUUUCGGAUUCACAUGCUAUCAAUGCUUACUUGGCUAACAAAUAUGGCAAAGACGACUCCCUCUACCCAAAAGAUUUGCUGAAGCGUGCAGUUGUCGAUCACCGUUUGUACUUUGACACGGGUGUAGCCUUUGAACGCGCCCUACGUGGUACCACAAAACCGAUUCUUUUCAACAAUGAAACGAAUGUGCCGCAACAAAAAAUCGAUGAAAUCGCUGAAGUGUAUGCUACAGUAAACAAGUUCCUGCAGGAUCAUCCCUAUGUUGCCGGCGACAACCUCACCAUUGCCGAUUUAUCGCUGAUCUCAUCGAUCUCCUCAUUGCAGGUAUAUUUAGAGAGUGAUGCCGUUAAGUAUCCAAAUUUGGUGGCAUGGAUCAAACGCUUGGAGCAGUUACCCUACUAUGAGAAGGCGAACGGCAAAGGGCUUCAACAAUUUAAAGAUUUGCUUAAGUCGAAGAAUAUAAAAAUCGUAUCUUAAAGCAAAAAGAUAUUAAAAUUAAUUUGUAAAAUUUGUUUUUGAUAUUAAACUCAUAUAAAAUGAUGUAUAAUGUGAAAAGGCACGACUGAAAAUAUACACGUAAUUAUUGGACAUACAUAUAAAUGUUAGUAUGUACAUAUAUUGUAUAAAUAAAUAUGUAAUAGAAAACUGAAAACGUA
This is a messenger RNA of Zeugodacus cucurbitae (melon fly), 934 nucleotides long. RefSeq names its product glutathione S-transferase 1-like. NCBI's taxonomy places the organism in Eukaryota, Metazoa, Arthropoda, Insecta, Diptera, Tephritidae. The record is from RefSeq and is a predicted model, not a curated record. Gene Ontology annotation, molecular function: glutathione transferase activity. Gene Ontology annotation, biological process: glutathione metabolic process. Bases 87 to 755 code for a protein of 222 amino acids. The transcript has a single exon.